UUCUCGGGCAGAACAACAAAAAGUGGUCGGUGGUCAGCCAUGGCAAGCCGCAGCUCCCAAGAAGUUCCUGCCGCCGCGAGGAAGCUGGACGGCAAGGUGGUGGUGAUCACCGGCGGCGCGAGCGGCAUCGGCGCGUGCACGGCGCGGCUGUUCGUGAAGCACGGCGCCCGCGUCGUGGUGGCCGACAUCCAGGACGAGCUCGGCGCAAGCCUCUGCGCCGAGCUCGGCCCGGAGAACUCCAGCUUCGUGCACUGCGACGUGUCCGACGAGGCCGACGUCGCCGGCGCCGUGGACCACGCCGUGGCGAGGUUCGGCGGGCUGGACGUCAUGUUCAACAACGCCGGCGUGGUCGGCCCGCUGGGCGUCGGCAUCCGCGACGCCACCAGGGAGGAGCUGGAGCGCAUGCUGGCCGUGAACGUGGUGGGCCCGUUCCUGGGCACGAAGCACGCGGCGCGGGUGAUGGUGCCCGCCCGCCGGGGCAGCAUCAUCUCCACGUCGAGCAUGGCGUCGGCGGUGGCCGGCGCGGGGCCGCACGCGUACACGGCGUCGAAGCACGCCGUGGUGGGGCUCAUGCGGAACGCGGCGGCGGAGCUGGGGCGGCACGGGAUCCGCGUCAACUGCGUCGCCCCCGCGGGGGUCAUCACGCCGAUGGCAACGGCCGCGGGGAUGGGCGGCAUGGAUGUCAAGACGCUCGAGGCGUUAUUGGAGGGCGCGGCGAACCUCAAGGGCGUGGGGCUCAAGGCGGACGACAUCGCCGCCGCGGCGCUCUUCCUCGCAAGCGACGACGCCCGGUACGUGAGCGGGCAGAACCUGCUCGUCGACGGCGGCUCCUCCGUCGUCAACCCGUCACUUGGUUUCUUCAGGGACUGAGAUGCAUGGAGACCCAAGAUCGAUAGAUAAUUGCAAUCACGUUUCUUCUCGAAUAAAAUGGGAUGCAUGUAUGGUGUUGUUGUUUUCCACAUGUUUGUACGGAGACAUUUUAAGUAUUACAAGACACUCUAUGUACUCCCUCCGUUUCAAAAUGUAGGUCGUUUAAACUUUUCUAAAUUCAUAUAUUUUGCUAUGUAUCUAGACAUAUAUGUUAUAUCUAGAUGCUUAGCAAACACUAUGAACCUAAAAAAACCAAAACAACCUACAUUUUGAAACAGAGGGAGUAUCAUCUAAAGAAUUGGUCCAAUUUAUCAAAAUAUUAUUGGACCGAUUCUUCUA
Molecule: messenger RNA, 1209 nt
Organism: Panicum virgatum (switchgrass)
Lineage: Eukaryota; Viridiplantae; Streptophyta; Magnoliopsida; Poales; Poaceae
Product: momilactone A synthase-like
Exons: 2
Coding region: 40-870 (276 amino acids)
Molecular function (GO): oxidoreductase activity, acting on the CH-OH group of donors, NAD or NADP as acceptor
Source: RefSeq, a predicted model, not a curated record